AAACCGCGAUUCCGAGAGUAUUUAAUUACGCGUUUUGCGAUAAAGAACCGUCAGUCGCAAAAAGUUCAGUCACAGUUAAUCAUAAUAAAUAUAUAUUUAUAUAAAAAUGAAGAGAGUUAUGAUCACGUCUGCCUUUUUGGCAAUUCUUGUUUCUAUGGUUGCAGCGAAAUCUUCCCCGGAAAUUUUCGUGUCCGAUAAUGGUGCGGAGUAUAUUGUUGUUGAUAAACAACCAGAGCACUGCGAAGCCGGAAAAAAAUACAAAGUAGAUUGUAAUUUGUGCUCUUGUUUGGAUGAUAAUAAUAUGGCGUGCACUAGACAAAGGUGCAUUCCGAAGAAAAACGAUAGCGAGCAAAAAGUAUCAUGGGGACCUUUGUGGAAAGAAGGAGACUCCUGUGAACCCAAUAGAAUGUUCUAUAGCGAAUGCAACUCAUGUCAUUGUUCUCCUGAUGGAAGCCAUGCAGUUUGUACUAUGCAAGCUUGUUUCCGGCCAACAGCCUCAAAAACUGAUUAAAUAAACAACGUAAUUUGUGAACUGGAAAUUUUAAAAUCAAAAGAGAGCUUGAAAGUAUCAAAUUAGCUUGUAGAUUUCAUCGUUCACUUCUUCACUAAUUAAUUAUUUAAAAAUCAAUUUUCAAUUCCUUAACUAUUAAUUAAGUAUAUAAAAUUUAUAUAUUAUCUAGUAAUUAAGGAAUGAAUAUUUACUUCCAAAACUCCACUUUUGUAAAAAAUAAAAAUGUAGCAGUGAAUACUGAGUGUAAUUUUUAAAAAAUAAAUAAAUA
Molecule: messenger RNA, 779 nt
Organism: Microplitis mediator
Lineage: Eukaryota; Metazoa; Arthropoda; Insecta; Hymenoptera; Braconidae
Product: protease inhibitors-like
Exons: 3
Coding region: 107-511 (134 amino acids)
Molecular function (GO): peptidase inhibitor activity
Source: RefSeq, a predicted model, not a curated record